Messenger RNA from Colletotrichum siamense, 351 nucleotides. RefSeq lists its product as uncharacterized. The transcript has a single exon. The coding region runs from base 1 to 351 and encodes 116 amino acids. The record is from RefSeq and is a predicted model, not a curated record. NCBI's taxonomy places the organism in Eukaryota, Fungi, Ascomycota, Sordariomycetes, Glomerellales, Glomerellaceae.
AUGAGAAGAAACAGCUAUAAAGCAGCAGUUAUAAUUCCGCCUUUCGAGACAAGACACCUCAAACAUCACGCAUCAGAUCAAUUUCCUACAGCUCACAAAGCCCACCUACCCAUUCUCUCCAAGACUCCGACACCAAUCAUCGCCGCCAAGAUGUACUUCUCCAAGCAGAUCCUUACUGUGGUUACCGCUCUCCUGUUCGCCAGCGCUGGUGUUCAGGCCGGUUGCACGACCGAAAGCCCCGGAACUCAGGGUUUCAACGGCGGCAAGUGCAACUCUAACAAGGUUUUCUGCGGUAACGCGCCCUCUGGUGGCUACGGCAUCACUUGUUGCGACACCAAAGCCUGCGAAUAG